Molecule: messenger RNA, 4317 nt
Organism: Mercenaria mercenaria
Lineage: Eukaryota; Metazoa; Mollusca; Bivalvia; Venerida; Veneridae
Product: contactin-5-like
Exons: 13
Coding region: 99-2498 (799 amino acids)
Biological process (GO): cell-cell adhesion
Cellular component (GO): cell-cell junction
Molecular function (GO): cell adhesion molecule binding
Source: RefSeq, a predicted model, not a curated record
GUUAUCAAUUUAUUAAUUUUGAUAACUUACUGUAACGGAUAAAAUGCUGUCAACACAACAAGGUGUCGGACGCUUUAAGAAAUAAUCAAAAGUGGAAUAUGUACAGGGUAUUCUUUUUCUUGACGCAUUUACUUAUUUUUACUGGAGAAUGUGUAGCGGAAGGCAACACCCAGACGGCUACAGAAGGGAGUAACCUUACUGUUUUCUGUGAUGGAGACACGCCCCAAAAAGGUCCUGUAUACUGGGAGAACAGACCGUUACAGUUUCACCAAGAUGGUGCAACUUUGUCUAUCCACCAUAUACAACGUAACUUCACAGGCCAAUAUGAUUGCUUUGAAGUGGACACUUCAACGAAUAAAUCGCGGAAAGUGUUUGGUGUUUUCGUCGAUGUUACUUAUCCUGCUAAAAUUUUAUCCGCGAACGUAUUCAAAAGUAGACUGAUAGAGGAAGAAACAUUUGCCACUGAAGUUUUAGUAGAAGGAAAUCCGUCGCCUGAAAUAAAAUUUACACAAUUGACAGAUGGUGAUGUUGUUUAUGAGGACAAUAAAGAUGGGAAAUUCAACAUCAGCUUUGUUGUCCACUGUCGAAACAUUGGCCGUUAUCUUCUGACUUGUUCCAAUGAUUUAAACUAUGACACUAUGCAUAUAAAUAUAACGGUUAUAUGCAAGCCCAAACCAGACCCAGAUCAUUUGACAAAUACGACAUUUAAGCCACGUCUCGGAGACUCUGUUGCUCUUAAAAUGACAGCCAUCGGAUAUCCACCUCCUAACUUUCAAUGGUGGCAUAACGGUGUGCAACGGGACAGUGCAGACACUAACUUAAGUAGUGUGCUAACAAUAAAUCCUGUAGCAGUUCUGGAUUUUGGAACAUACACUCUCAACGUGUCUAACGAAGGCGGAUACUUUGUCAAAGUCUUCGAAAUUCUUGCAUAUGGACCACCAUCUCCUGUUACGCAUCUUAGUUUAACGACAGUCUCAACGACAAAUGCUUCACUUUCCUUUUUAACCGGCUUCGAUUACAACGACACACAAACUUUUGUAGCAAUGAGAUAUCAAAACGGAAUCAUGACAGAGUUGAACAGCGUAAAUGAUGACUUUCCGGAUGACGGGCAGAAAACAUAUAGUUUCACUGUCGAAGGAUUGACUGCACUGACGAAAUACAAUAUAACUGUGGUAUCCAGAAAUAGCAGGGGAAUGUCCUCACCGGCACAAAAUUAUAUCACAUUCUUGACAGAGGGUGCCCCGAAAUCGGACCCGGACAAGACAAUUAUAUAUAAAUACAAACCACGUGUUGGAGAAAAUGUCCAGUUGGAAAUGUUUUCCAUAGGUAAUCCGGCACCGUAUUACACAUGGGAACACGCUGGCAAACAAGUGCAACACGUAGAUAAUUCAUCAUAUUCUGCUGUUAAUCUGCAUGCGAUUGAACCAGAAAGCUACGGGGCAUACAUUGUCACAAUGAGUAAUUCUGUCGGGACAAGUGUAUACAACUACUUUAUAGAAGCUGACGGGCCACCAUCUCCUGUUACGUGUCUUAGUUUAACGGCUGUGUCAACGACAAGCGCUUCACUUUCUUUUAUAUCCGGCUUUGAUUACAACGACACACAAAUAUUUGUAGCAAUGAGAUAUCAAGAUGGAAAAAUGACAGAGUUGUACAGUGUGAAGGAUACAUUUCCGGAUCAAGGGCAGAAAAGCAUCAAUGUUAUUAUCAAAGGAUUAAAUGUACUGACAAUGUAUAAUUUAACUGUGGUAUCAAGAAAUAGCAGAGGAAGCUCUCCGCCAGCACUAAAUGCUGUCACCUUCUUGACAAAAGGUACACCAGCAUCUGAUCCGGACAAGACUAUCAUAUAUAACUACAAACCACGUGUUGGAGAAAAUGUCAAACUGGAAAUGUUUGCCAUAGGCAACCCGGUACCGACAUACACGUGGCAACAUGGCGGAAAAGAUGUUCAACAUACGGAUACAGCAUAUUACUCCGCUGUUGAUCUUGGAAUUGGACCAGAAAGCUUUGGAACAUAUACUAUCCUAAUGAGUAAUUCUGUAGGGAAAAAUACAUACAACUACUUAAUUGAAGCUGAUGGACCGCCAGAUGCUGCAAGUGGGCUUUAUGUAGGAGAUGUAUCUACCACCGCUGCCUCUCUGUCAUGGAUCCCUGGAUUUGAUUAUGGCAGUACACAAACAUUCAUUGUCGUCGAUCCGUACCAAGAGCUGGAUUCAUUUGUGUCAGAAGAUCACACGCUGGAUCGUGUUACCCGUACUAUUUAUCAGUUGCAAAGUGACACAACUUAUGUCGUGCAAAUCAAAUCCAGAAACAACAAUGGGGAAGCUGCAAGUUUAUCAAAUGCGGUUCAGUUUCAUACAAAAGUCCCAGUAACCCCUUCUCCACCAAAACCAACACCUGCACCAUCAGGAGCAAACACAGUUGCUGAAGCAUGUUAUCCGUGUGUACUGACCCUUGUAGGGAUGGAAUACCUGCUACAUUCCAUAUAUUCAACUGUUUAAAUGUGCUAAUUUAAAAUAUGAUUUUCUAGCCCAGAAAAUUUAUUGUUUCAUGCUUGCAUAUGUAUUAUGACCUGAAGUAAUUAUAAACUUUUCACAGCUAUUUAUGGUAUUUCUAGCCGAUGUGACUUAAGAGCAUUGUCCAAUAAAAUCCAAGUGCGGCAUCAGAACGUUUUAAAUAAUGUUUUUAGGAUCGUCAUGUUGGCUGGGGUAAAGAAGCACAAAUGUCUGAAUCAAAAACCACCACCAUAUGUUUUUGCGUUAGUACUAUGGUGGCAUAAAUUUUUUGUGAUUUCUUGAUUUGUUUUGUUGUUUUAUGUUGGUUUUUUUAUUUAUUAUUCCAUAUCUAUAUAAUACCCGUUUGAUUAUAAACAAGUUCAAAUGUGCUUUACAUCAAUAUAAACAUAUACACAGACAACAGUAGCCACUUGAGCACGCCAAUGCAUCUUUCAUCGAUGCGGAUACUGAGCAAUCAGACCAAAGGAACAGAGCGGAAAAAAAAACCCAGAACGAACUCACAGACAUACAUAGAGAGGUAUUUUAGUUACAGGCAUGUCUGGCUAACUGACCCUAGCUAUUUGUGAAUAGAGAGGCCGUUUUGUUCCUGAUGUAGAGCAUCAGUACAUACGAAGUCCUAUCUCCCGGAAAGCUCUUAGUUGGGUGAGGGACAUUUGAGAAUAUCUCAGUGCCUUGACCAUGAUUCGAACCCGGACCUCUGGAUUGGCAAUCAAAAGUAUUUUAAUAUUUUGCCGAUGACGCUUUUAUUUAUUGUUAAUUAAAAUGAAAAAGUAGAAAUGAUACUACACUACUGUUGUAAAUUGAAAAAAAAUAUAUAUAAAGCAUACAUUUUCAUCAAGGCAUAUGUACAUGUACAUUUUUAGUUAUGAAAAAUAGAUGAAAAUUAAACAUGAUUUAUGCUUGUUGGUUAGUGGUUUAAAUAAGUUAUAAAAUAUAUAUAAUCAGGAUUUUUUACAUAGAUUUUAACUUAUUAGUUCGCAAUUAUACGUAUUUCAUAGUAAACAUCUGUUUAUAAGAAGCAAUGUUAAUUUUUUACCAGAGAGGUGCUCAAAGACAUUAAAUUCUAUUUAACAAAUAAAAUUCCUAUGUUAUGUUUCGUUAAAGUAAAAUAUGUCUCAUUCAAAAUAGAUGCUCCGGUAUAAUCCUGUACGAAAUGUAUGCCAGAAAUAUCAGUGUUUUCACAGUAUUGUGUAAAGGGUCACAGAAUAUGGUGCUGACAGCCUGUACAACAUGACAAAAAUUUUGAAAAGAGUUGAAAUGAGAGGGGUCAUUGAUAUCGCAGCCAUACAUUACAUCAAUGUAACAAUCAAAGUGUUUUUCAAUAGUACCCUAGUAUCUUAGUUUAGAAAAACACAGUAAGAAAUUUAGUAAAUGAGCGCAAGAAUAUCAUACCGUGUUACCAUGUCAAUCCAGGCUGAUCUUUUCUGCAUGGCAUUUUGUGUUAAAAAGCCCGUAUGCAAACGCGAAAAAAAUCGCCUUUAAAGUUUGUUAGAAUGAACUGAAUUAAACAGUUUAUUUAAACUAUGAAAUGUUGCGCUAAGUUUAAAAAUCGCAACCUCUCUUACUAAUAUGUCUUGUUGUAUCAAGAGUACUGUUGUCGCUGUUUGUUUUAUUCAAAUUAUCACCUACACAGAGAAAUCACUUUGUCAAAUUCUAUGACAUUGCUUUCCGCUGAGUACUUAAUAACACCACAUUAUUUUAUCUGUUUUUAGAUGGUAUUAUUGGAAACAUUUCGCGUGACACUUUCUUCUAUUUCCUGUUGGCCUCCGUGAUAUCCAAUAGCUCUUCCAAAUAUUUAUAUGUC